This is a messenger RNA of Lepus europaeus (European hare), 1329 nucleotides long. RefSeq names its product phospholipid scramblase 2-like. NCBI's taxonomy places the organism in Eukaryota, Metazoa, Chordata, Mammalia, Lagomorpha, Leporidae. The coding region runs from base 239 to 1294 and encodes 351 amino acids. The transcript is spliced from 10 exons. Gene Ontology annotation, cellular component: plasma membrane. Gene Ontology annotation, biological process: plasma membrane phospholipid scrambling. Gene Ontology annotation, molecular function: phospholipid scramblase activity. The record is from RefSeq and is a predicted model, not a curated record.
CUUUCCAAAUGGCCAGAACAUCCAAGUCUGGCCAAUCUGAAGACAGGAGCCACGCACCCAAUCCAGAUCUCUCCAGGGUGGCUUUCAAAAACUCACUGCUGGUGAUGUGUCCCCAGGUGUGGGAUGAAUAGGCCGCUUUUGUACCAGAUUCUUCCUAACAGCAACUUUGAGAGACUGGAUUAUGGGCCAGAGAGAAGACCAAGCCUCUUCAACAUGAGCUCUAAGAUCUGUUUAAAUCAUGGAAAACCAAAGACUUCCAGGAGAUACUAGCUACUCUGAUUCCCAAGCUGCCCAUUCAGAGCCUCAGACUACCUCUCCAGGGACUAAAGAUGUGUAUUCAGAUUUCCAGACUGCCUAUUCAAAGCCCCAGGCUGCCCAUCCAGAUACCCAGCUGGCCUAUUCAAAGACUGAGGAUGCCUAUGGAGAAUCCCAGGGUUCCUUCUCAGAGACUGAAGAUGCCUAUGAAGAACCCCAGCUUGCCUAUGCAGAUCUCUACCCUGACUCAGCCGGCUAUGCAGGCACUGGCUCUGCCAGCUUUCCUAUUCAAAAUCAGCCGGGAUGUAGUCUGUCAGAUGAAACUGGAGAGGCAUUAGGGAUGCCAGAACCAUCACGUUCAUUGGACUGUCCACCAGGACUGGAAUGCUUGAGUCAGAUGAAUGAAAUGUUAAUUCUCCAGGACAUUAGACUUCUGGAUGUCUUUGCAAAUUUUUUAACUAAAAACAAGUAUCAAAUGAGGAACAGCCUUGGACAGACGGUUCUCUUUGCAGUGGAAGAUUCUGAGUGGUAUUCACGAAUCACCUGUGGGACAUACAGACCUUUUACCUUGAGGAUUUUCAACAAUAUGGACCAAGAAGUGAUAACUCUGGAGAGACCACUAAGAUGCAGCAAGUGUUGUUUCCCCUGGUUCCUUCAGGAGCUAAAAGUCCAAGCUCCGCCUGGUGUACCAAUAGGUUAUGUUAUGCAGAUCUGGCACCCCCGUCUUCCAAUGUUUAUAAUUCAAAAUGCAAAGAGAAAGAAUGUGCUAAACAUUACUGGCCCGUGUAAUACAUGGAACUGUUGUAAAGCAGUCGAUUUUGAGAUUAAAUCUGUUGAUGAAGAUAGUGUGGUUGGUAAGAUUUCCAAGCAGUCAUCUGGUUUUGUGAAAGAGUUUUUUAUAAAUGCCGGUAACAUUGAGAUCCAGUUCCCUAAAGAUCUCAGCGGAACAAUGAAAGCUGUGGUGCUUGGCGCUUGUUUCCUCAUUGAUUUCAUGUUUUUUGAAGGUAGAGGCUACGUUCAGCAAAUUGUAUUUGCAUAACUGGAUUAUUGUUAAUCUCCACUAAUAAUUGAAGC